Chenopodium quinoa (quinoa) is the source of this 3165-nucleotide messenger RNA. Its product is annotated as DNA ligase 1-like. Gene Ontology annotation, molecular function: ATP binding; DNA ligase (ATP) activity; DNA binding. The transcript has 17 exons. The record is from RefSeq and is a predicted model, not a curated record. The coding region runs from base 35 to 2494 and encodes 819 amino acids. Gene Ontology annotation, cellular component: nucleus; mitochondrion. NCBI's taxonomy places the organism in Eukaryota, Viridiplantae, Streptophyta, Magnoliopsida, Caryophyllales, Amaranthaceae. Gene Ontology annotation, biological process: DNA repair; DNA recombination; DNA biosynthetic process.
AUAAUUCAUUUCAUCCGUAGCCGGCGACAGACACAUGUUCAUAGUCGUACGGCCUAGUUCCCGCCAUUUUUUCCCACCUUCAUCCUCAAAAAUCCUUCGACAUUGUCGAAUGUUGAAAAUCUCUCCUCUUUCUUCCUCUUGCUUUCUCACUCUUCGCCCACUCAACACCACCAUUUUCUCCUCCACUUUCUCUCUCCUCAAUUUCCCUAUAAAUUUCAAGCUUCGAGCCAUGUCUUCUACUCCUCCUUCUUCUACUCCACCCUCUUCUACUCCUCCUUCUUCUUCUUCCGUUUUGGCAGCUAUGAUGGACAAAGCUCGAGAAUCUUCUAAGAAGAAAACCCCAUCCCCUAAUAAAAAAAACCCCAAAACUUCUUCUUCUUCCCCAAAGAAACGAAAAACCCUAGACCCAUCUCCCCCAAUUCCAGAAAACCCUAACCCCACUUCGAUUUCUGUUGAGAAACCCCAAGAAUCCAAUUCAGUGGUAGAAAUGGGUACCCAAAAGCCUGAAUUGAAAAACCCUUUUGCCAAGAAACCUAAGGUUGAUCUUAAUGUGGAUGAAUUUGUUGCUAAUUUGAAGAUUAAACCGGCGAAAUUCGAACCCAAUUUGGCGGCGUGGUGGGGGGAUGGUGAUAAAGUUCCUUUUCUUUUUCUUGCUAGGGCAUUUGAUAUGAUUAAAGGCGAAUCCGGUAGGAUUGUGAUUACUGAUAUUACUUGUAAUGUGUUGAGGACUGUCAUUGCAAAGACUCCUGAUGAUCUUUUGGAGGUUGUUUAUCUUUUGGCCAACAAGAUUGCUCCUGCUCAUCAAGGUUUGGAGCUCGGAAUCGGUGAUGCUACGCUUAUUAAGGCGCUUGCCGAGGCUUGUGGAGCUACUGAAGCAAAUGUUAAGAAGUUGUACAAGGAUUUAGGUGAUCUCGGGGAUGUCGCCAAAGAAAUCCGUUCUAAGCAAAGUAUGAUGCGGCAACCUCCACCACUGACCAUUACCAAAGUAUUUAAUACAUUCCAGCUCAUUGCCAAGGCAUCCGGGAAGGAUAGUCAAGAAAGGAAAAAGAAUUAUAUCAAGUCACUUAUUGUGGCUGCCAAAGAUUGUGAACCUGUUUACUUGAUGCGGCUACUUCAGGCAAAAUUGCGGAUUAGUUUGGCAGAGAAAACUCUUCUUGUUGCCCUGGGACAAGCUGCUGUGUAUUCCGAAGAGCAUUCAAAGCCCCCGUCAGAUAUUCAAUCUCCACUAGAAGAAGCUGGAAAGAUUGUCAAACAAGUAUACUCUGUGGUUCCUGUGUAUGAUAAAAUUAUCCCUGCCCUUCUCAGUGAUGGUGUAUGGAAUCUAUCAAAGACCUGUAACUUUACACCAGGUGUUCCUAUAGGACCUAUGUUAGCGAAGCCAACAAAUGGAGUUUCAGAAAUUAUAGAUAAGUUUCAAGAUAUGGUAUUUACUUGUGAAUACAAGUAUGAUGGAGAACGUGCUCAAAUUCAUUUCAUGGAAGAUGGUUCUGUUGAGAUAUACAGCCGAAAUGCUGAAAGGAACACGGAGAAAUUCCCUGAUGUCGUUACUGCUCUUCCAAGAUUCAAGAAGCCAUCAGUAAAGUCUUUUAUUUUGGACUGUGAAAUUGUUGCUUAUGAUCGUGAGAAGCAGAAGAUUCUUCCUUUUCAGAUACUUAGCACCCGAGCUCGCAAAAAUGUCAAAAUGAGUGAGAUAAAGGUUGAUGUUUGUGUCUUCGCUUUUGACAUAUUGUAUUUGAAUGGAAUGCCACUUCUCCAGGAACAGCUUAAUGUUCGUAGAAAGCAUCUUUAUGAUUCAUUUGAGGAAGAUUGUGGAUAUUUUCAGUUUGCGACAAUACUCACAUCUAAUGAUAUCGAGGAAAUACAGAAGUUUCUUGAAGCAUCUGUCAAUGCGAGUUGUGAGGGGUUGAUUAUCAAAACAUUGGAAAAAGAGGCCACCUAUGAGCCUUCAAAGAGAUCUAAUAACUGGCUUAAAUUGAAAAAGGAUUACAUGGACAGCAGUGUUGGAGACUCUCUGGAUCUGGUGCCUAUUGGAGCAUUCCAUGGCCGUGGGAAACGAACAGGUGUUUAUGGUGCUUUUCUUCUUGCUUGCUAUGACAGUAACAAUGAAGAGUUCCAGAGCAUAUGCAAGAUUGGUACUGGUUUUUCUGAGGCAGUGCUUGAGGAACGUUCUUCCAGUCUUCGAUCUAAAGUGAUUUCGAUUCCUAAGACAUACUUUCGGUAUGGAGAUAACCUGAAACCGGAUGUCUGGUUUGAGCCCUCUGAGGUAUGGGAGGUCAAAGCAGCUGACUUGACUAUUAGUCCUGUCCACCGUGCUGCAGUUGGUAUUGUAGAUUCUGACAAGGGAAUUUCACUCCGAUUUCCACGUUUGGUUCGUCUUAGAGAAGACAAAGCUCCAGAGGACGCCACAUCAUCUGAUCAGGUGGCAGAAAUGUACAGAUCUCAAGCAAACACUCCACACCGCAAAAUGAAAGAUGAUUUGGAAGAAGAGGACUGAUACUCUGUUCCUUUUUCCCUAAAUUGGUGCUAGUCUUCUGUUUGAAAUGCACAUGCAUUCACAUGCUGCUUCAUGAGCAUCUCGUUGAGGACUCAUACUGGUUGAAAGAAAAUCCCUUCAAAAUCAAGCAGAAACUCUGCUCAUGUACGGUUCAAAGGCCGAGGCAUACUUGUUCAAUAUAUCAAGAUGCCGAGGCUUUACUGAGUUACGAUACAUAGAAGACACAAAGUGCACCCACUAGUCCAAUCCACAGCAGUAGAUUGGACUACCAUUUGAUCAGAUUUUAACAAUGUCUGGAAUUCAUUACCAAAGUUAUGAAUCUGAAAAUACAAUGGGGUUCUUGGAUUUUUGUAGUUAUAGCAACCAUGUUUACUUUGGUAUCACCAACCCUUUCUGCUUUUGGCAUACAUAUGAUUUGUAAUCUACGACGGAAUGUACAUACAGUGUUUCUGAAUUGGAGUGAUUAUGAAAGUGUACUUGGUUAUUGCUGUAUUUUUUACCUGUAAUGAAGUUUUUCGGGAAUAACUUUAGGAUGCUGUACACGGGUGUACCGUGUGCCUGCUUGUUAGAAAUCUACCAGUUGUAUUGUCAAGGCCGUUAAUGACUAAUGAGAGUAAUUUUGUUGACUAAACACCCAUUGAUGAAUAGUUAAACAACUUCAAUUUUGUUUA